AUGGCGCGCUGCAUGCGCACCUGUGCCCUAGUCGCAAUCCUCCUGCGCGUAUUCAUCGCUCUGUCGACCAGGACGUUCUUCCAGCCCGAUGAAUACUUCCAGGCGCUCGAAGUCGCGCACCAGCUGGUGUUUGGCUACGGCCACUUGACUUGGGAAUGGCGCGCGUCGCGCCCAAUAAGGAGCAUCAUAUAUCCACUGCUCAAUGCCCCGGUGUAUUGGCUUGCAAAGAUCGCCAGGCUUGAUGAUACCGUAUUCCUGAUCGCGGGACCGAAGGUCUUGCAUGGCGUGCUGGGAGCAUGUACGGACAUAUGGGUCGCUGAACUGGCCCAGAAAGUCCUAGGGGAGCGAUAUGUUACUACUGCUGUCUUCCUAUCCCUGACUUCGUUCUUCCAUGCGCUAUCCCUCACGCGCUCCAUGUCGAACUCUCUGGAGACGUCUCUGGCCACGAUAGCACUCAGCUACUUUCCAUGGGAUCCUGAGAGGUUAUUCGACAGAAGAGGUAUCAGGAAAGCGUUCGUAUUCGCCGCAUUAGCAUGUUCAAUCAGGGCCACCAAUGCUGUCAUAUGGGUAUAUAUGCUGGCGGUUCUGAUAUGGCGUCUACGGACACAAAUAUGGCUAGUACUCAUCGUGGUGCUGGAUGUUGUUGGAAUAGGUCUGGUCAUCCUAGACUCGAUCUAUUAUGGCCAGGUCACCUUCACGCCUCUCAACUUCCUCCUUACGAAUCUGUCUUCGGUGUCACUGUUCUAUGGUUCGAGCGAUUGGCAUUACUACCUCUCGCAGGGUCUCCCGCUUCUAUGUACCACAUCCCUGCCAUUUGUACUUCACGGUGCAUGGCUCGCCUUGGGUCCCACUGGCACCCCAGCUUCUCGCACGAUGUUAGGACUUGUAACCUGGACCCUGACAAUUUACUCCCUGGCCGGUCAUAAAGAAUGGCGUUUCCUCCAUCCGCUGCUUCCCCUCCUCCAUAUACUCGCUUCAAAGUCAUUAGUCGACCUCUACUAUGCCUCCGAACGAACAGCUCCCCUCCAGCGGCCCUUGCUGCCGAUACGCUUCACUCAUCUCUGCAUGCUCCUUAUCACAGUACCCGCUGCCAUUUACGUCCUCUACUUCCACGGCGAGCCGCAAAUCAGUGUUAUGCAUUACCUGCGGAACGUACCUCCAGGAGAACUAGAGUCUCUCGGUUUCCUGAUGCCGUGUCACUCGACGCCGUGGCAGGCGUACCUUCACAAAUCUGAACUUGCCGAUCCCGGAAGAAUGUGGGCUCUAGGAUGCGAGCCUCCGUUGUCAAAUGACAAGGACGUCACUUCCAGCUACCGAGAUCAAACGGAUAUCUUCUAUCAGUCCCCUACAGGUUACCUCAAGGAACGGUUCCCGUAUAGAGUCGAUCCAACCUUUCCCCCAUCUCCCUUUCCCAGCUCGAUUCCUGGGGUUACUCGCCUGGACGAUAAGAGCUGGAGGCACGAGUGGCCGAAGUAUUUGGUAAUGUUCGGCGCACUAUCAGAGGAGAGCGAGGUUCGAACAUUGCUAUUGGAUAGAGGGUACAGGGAAGUGUGGGCACGUAACACAGGAUGGGAGGGGGACUCGCGAAGGAGGGGGGGCGUCCGGGUAUGGAAGUUCAAGGGAUAG
This is a messenger RNA of Gloeophyllum trabeum ATCC 11539, 1626 nucleotides long. Its product is annotated as glycosyltransferase family 22 protein. Lineage: Eukaryota; Fungi; Basidiomycota; Agaricomycetes; Gloeophyllales; Gloeophyllaceae. The transcript has 6 exons. Gene Ontology annotation, molecular function: alpha-1,2-mannosyltransferase activity. Gene Ontology annotation, cellular component: endoplasmic reticulum membrane. The record is from RefSeq and is a predicted model, not a curated record. Gene Ontology annotation, biological process: GPI anchor biosynthetic process. Bases 1 to 1626 code for a protein of 541 amino acids.